Molecule: messenger RNA, 2400 nt
Organism: Limanda limanda (common dab)
Lineage: Eukaryota; Metazoa; Chordata; Actinopteri; Pleuronectiformes; Pleuronectidae
Gene: skor2
Product: SKI family transcriptional corepressor 2
Exons: 7
Coding region: 1-2400 (799 amino acids)
Biological process (GO): negative regulation of BMP signaling pathway; negative regulation of transcription by RNA polymerase II
Cellular component (GO): transcription regulator complex; nucleus
Molecular function (GO): DNA-binding transcription factor activity, RNA polymerase II-specific; SMAD binding; RNA polymerase II cis-regulatory region sequence-specific DNA binding
Source: RefSeq, a predicted model, not a curated record
AUGGACAAAGCUCGUCUUUCCAGCUCUAAUGACAUCAUCAUGACCAGCUCAACAGGCGCCUACCAGCAGGAACCCCUGACUCCACCCAGACCCGCCCACCACCACUCCUCCUCCUCGUCCUCGCCCUCCUCUUCCUCCCCGCCCAUGAAGCCCAACCAGGUCGGCCAGGUCAUCCUGUACGGCGUUCCCAUCGUGUCCCUGGUCAUCGAUAACAACGAGAGACUUUGCCUGGCGCAGAUUUCCAACACGCUCCUCAAGAACUACAGCUACAAUGAGAUUCAUAACCGCCGCGUGGCGCUGGGCAUCACCUGCGUCCAGUGCACGCCGGUGCAGCUGGAGAUCCUCCGCCGGGCCGGCGCCAUGCCCAUCUCCUCACGCCGCUGUGGCAUGAUCACCAAGCGCGAGGCCGAGCGCCUGUGCAAGUCCUUCCUGGGAGAGAACGCGCCGCCCAAGCUGCCUGACAACUUCGCCUUCGACGUGUCACACGAAUGCGCCUGGGGUUGCCGAGGCAACUUCAUCCCUGCACGCUACAACAGCUCCAGGGCCAAAUGCAUCAAGUGCUCCUUCUGCAACAUGUACUUCUCCCCAAAUAAGUUCAUUUUCCAUUCCCACCGCACGCCCGACGCCAAGUACACCCAACCCGACGCCGCCAACUUCAACUCCUGGCGGCGACACCUCAAGCUCUCUGACAAGAUACCGCUCGACGAGUUGGUCUUCGCGUGGGAAGACGUGAAAGCCAUGUUCAACGGAGGCAGCCGGAAGAGAGCGCUUCCCUCCUCAUCCCACUGCUCCUCCAUGGGCUCGAUGAAGUCUCUCCAAGGCUCGGUGGGGCCUCACAUGAUGGGACCCGACAUGGGUCAGAAACGAGGGCGCUUCGAAGACGACGAUGACCUGGACGGAGAUCUGUCUCCUCGGAAGACGCAGCGCAGCUACCCGGUCAUCCCCGUCCCCAGCAAGAGCUUCGGCAUGCUGCAGAAGUUCCCUCCCACGUCUCUCUUCCCCUCGCCUUACCCCUUCCCAGCGUUUGGCCUCUGCCAGCAGAAGAAAGACGACAGUGACGUCUCCGCCGGGCAGAAAGCAGCAGGGUUGUCUGGUCUGUUGUGGCCCGGCCGCAAAGACACUUUCUAUCCUCCUUUCUGCAUGUUCUGGCCCCCGAGAGCCGCCGGAGGAAUCCCCGUCCCCACCUAUCUGCAGCCUCAGCCCAGCGCCCUCUCCUCCUUAGCAGACAACCCUUCUCUCCGACAGGCCUUCCUGGAUCUCUCAGAUCACAGUGAGCCCGGAGCUGUGGCCGGCGGUGGAAAUGGCCUCGGUGCCACCAUGGCCUCCGGCAGUGGGACCGCCGCACCACGGACGGGCCUGUUUGACCCGGACUGCACGACGGUGACCUCUGACCUUCGCCCGGUGACCUCAGAGGGCUGGCUCAAGCUUCUCGACAACCCGACCCUCCAAACCAGGAAGCCGAGCUACGGCUCUGCCUUCCGCCCGGUCAUCAAGGAUGCAGAGAGCAUUGCCAAACUUCACAGCACCGGCGGAGGAGUCACCGGGGCGGCCGAGGAGGACUUUGGGGUCGUGGUGGCCGGGUCGGAGCGCCACCAGCGGCUCUCGCCCACCAGCAGCUGUAGUUACGGGAGUGAAAGCGGGGGCGAAGCGGAUGUGGGGGACAGUGAGGAGGAGGGGGAGGUGGACGUGGAGUCGUCCAAGCAGGACGAGGAGGAGGAGGAGGAGGGGAGUUUCACCAGGAAGCCACCACAGACACAAACCAACCUGUACCUCCCCGUGCUGAGCGACAGCGCCGGAGAGGAGAGGGGGAAGGAGAGGGGGGGAGGCGCCGCGUACCCCAGCGCCUCCCCUCCCUCCUCCUCGGACCCCAUCCAGCAGGAGUCCCCCAGCUUGCCUGCGUCCCCUCCAGCCAGCCUGCCACUCUCCGGCUCCAACCCACCUCACCGGGAGGACCCCGCUUACAAAAACAUCCACAAAAACAGAGACGAGGGACUUCCUGCGUAUGCGACCAAAGACAACUCCAGCACAUCUGACGAAAACAAAGAGCAGAAUAGUUUCUUUGCACCAGAGAGCGAGACGUCAGCGCCGGACUACUGGAGGGAGAGCUCAGGCGAUCAGCGACAAGGUGCAUCGUCUCCCGUUCCACAAAAGAAGGACGUUGAGAACAUGGAGAAAGAAGAGCUUCAGAAGGUUUUGCUGGAGCAGAUCGACUUCAGGAGGAGACUGGAACAGGAGUUCCACGCCCUCAAGGGCACCUCGCCGUUUCCUGUCUUCCAUAACUUUCAAGACCAGAUGAAGCGAGAGCUCGCCUACAGAGAGGAGAUGGUCCAACAGCUACAGAUGAUUCCCUACGCAAACAUCAUCAGAAAAGAAAAGAUCAGCUCACAUCUCAACAAGUAG